Messenger RNA from Microsporum canis CBS 113480, 966 nucleotides. RefSeq names its product metallophosphoesterase domain-containing protein 1. The transcript has 2 exons. Lineage: Eukaryota; Fungi; Ascomycota; Eurotiomycetes; Onygenales; Arthrodermataceae. Bases 1 to 966 code for a protein of 321 amino acids. Gene Ontology annotation, molecular function: hydrolase activity. The record is from RefSeq and is a predicted model, not a curated record.
AUGGUUAAAACAAGAUUCGUCUGCGUAUCCGACACCCACGGGUACGGAACGCGUGAGGCAGCGUUUAGACUGCCAAAGGGAGACGUCCUCGUCCAUGCCGGAGAUAUCACCAACCGAGGAACGGUGGAGGAGUUUCGCAAGUCCGCCCAGUGGAUCUUAGAGGCGGACUUUGAAGUCAAGAUUGUUAUUGCAGGCAAUCAUGAUGCCCCGUUGGAUAGAGAGUUCUACUCGCAUCACACGGAAUUCUUCCAUGGCCAGAAGGCUGAGCCUUCCGAUAAAUGCAUGGAGCUAAUCACCACCGAGGGGAUAACGUAUUUGGAUCAUACAUCCAAAACAAUCCGCCUAAAGGGUGCAAACGGGCCAAAGACGAUGUUCAAAGUGUUCGGAUCGGCUCGUCACCCCACUAGUGCUCGCCGAAUUGUUGGAUGGAAUGCACCGUUUGGCUACUCCGUCGACUCGCCAGAGGAAGCACGUCAAUGGUGGAGUCACAUUCCAUCAGAUGCAGAUGUGGUUGUUACCCAUACCCCAGCCAAAAACCAUCUUGACUUGACUACCCAUCAUGGAAAUAUCGGGUGUGAAUACCUCCGCCAGGCAUUGUGGAAGAUUCGACCUAGACUUUCCAUCUGUGGCCAUGUGCAUGAGGCUCGAGGGUAUGAGAGAGUCAAGUGGGAUGUCAAUGACAUGGAACCCGAAGCAACUGGAACUUUUGGUGAGAUCAGUACGACCGUUGGAACCUUGCCCCCUCGUGAGAGCAAGAAGAUGUCUCGCGUCGAUCUGACUGGCAAGACAUACCCGAGACUGGCAAAUGAAGGGCCCAUGGAUCCAGCAAGAAAUGAAACCUGCUUCAUCAAUGCCUCCAUCCUGGCAACUCAUUAUCCGCAUCCAGGAGGAAGGAAAUUCAAUGCCCCGAUUGUGGUUGAUAUUGAUCUCCCCCUUGAUGGCGAACAAGGACAGCAGCAGAACUAA